AUGUCUUUCAACGCCGACGUCAUCGUGCCCCAAACCCUGCUCUGGGCGGGCUCCAUCAUCUCAGCCAUCGGCGGCGGCAUCAACGCCAUCAUCUCCGCCAUCGCGGGCGUCAUCGAGACCAUCAUCUCCGCCAUCGUCAGCAUCCUCGUCGCGAUCUGGGACUUCUUCAUCUGCAUCCUCUGCUGCCAGUGCUGCCGCUCGGGCGGUCGCCGGCGCGGGGGCUCGUACGGCUCGACCGGCACCACGGGGCGGCGCCGGUGGGGACGCCGUCGUGGCGCGGCGACGUACUGA
Messenger RNA from Epithele typhae, 291 nucleotides. RefSeq lists its product as uncharacterized. The transcript is spliced from 3 exons. NCBI's taxonomy places the organism in Eukaryota, Fungi, Basidiomycota, Agaricomycetes, Polyporales, Epitheliaceae. Bases 1 to 291 code for a protein of 96 amino acids. The record is from RefSeq and is a predicted model, not a curated record.